Molecule: messenger RNA, 1687 nt
Organism: Trichoplusia ni (cabbage looper)
Lineage: Eukaryota; Metazoa; Arthropoda; Insecta; Lepidoptera; Noctuidae
Product: tubulin-specific chaperone cofactor E-like protein
Exons: 6
Coding region: 491-1672 (393 amino acids)
Biological process (GO): protein folding
Molecular function (GO): alpha-tubulin binding
Source: RefSeq, a predicted model, not a curated record
UCUACGAGUUAAAGCCUCCUUCCGACGUAAUCGCAAGCAUGUUUUUCCAAUACAUACUGGCUGUCAAUGAAAAAGGUUAGGCGACGCGUAAUGCACGUUAAAUUUACUAUCGCAUUACAUCCGCGAUGUUCAUGAUGCUUUGCACAAUCAAUGGACGUCAGUUAGCCAACGCGAGCGCUCGCAAUAGCGAUAUAAGCGCCUUGGAAAUGUAGAACGGGAUUUUAUGUCAUACGUAAUGCGUGGUUAUAGCAAUUUACGGGGACUGAUGUCAUGUUUUAUUGAUAUUCCACAACAAACUGACAAUUUAAUGUCUGGUAAUAAGUGCACAACUGCAGAUCAAAUACAAAAGAGUCAUGCUACGUCAGUUUUAUCGCCUUUGAAGAUUUAAUAUGAAAUAUGUCGAUGGAUUUUGCUGAAGCUGCAAGUAAUGUUUGAAAUCCCUUAUGGGAUAUAUGGGUGGCACAGAAAUCAGGAAUCAUAGGUGGUCAUAAUGCCGUCACUCCUCGAAGCCCUGGAGGGCAAAUACGGCGCGAAGGGAGAAAUAAACCCUUCUAUAGAUGACAUGCCGGUCGCCAUAUUUGUGCCAAAGCGCUCACCGAGGCUCAGUGUACCCACGCUGCUGGUGCUCAACGACUGCGACAUCGACUGCGCCGGGGACGCUCUGGCCCUCGCAGAUAAGUGCGCCGACGUCGUCGAACUGGACCUAGCCAAUAAUAAACUUAGCGAGUGGGAAGAAAUAUUUGCGAUAUUGGAACAGACACCAAGAGUGAGAUUUUUAAACUUGAGCUUUAAUCGUCUGUCAGCGCAAAUUCAAGCGGCACAAACACUCCAACCACGAUGGGACUGUCUAAGCCACCUCAUUCUAAAUUCUACAUACGUCGGCUGGCCGAGUGUCUACGCGUUACUCAAAGCUCUACCAGCUCUGGAGGAGUUGCAUUUGAGCCUUAAUGAGUACUCCUAUGUAGACUUGAGCGGGCAGGAAGUUGAAGAGAAGGACCAUUGUGAGGCGUGUUCACGACUCAACGUCGAUGUCACUGAGCCCGUGCACGAACAGCUUAAGAAACUACAUUUCUCUGGAAACCCUGUUAGCAGUUGGCGAGAAAUCUCCAAGCUUGGCUAUGCCUUCCCUAAUUUGGAAACCCUAUUGGUAAACGAUUGUCCAGUAGCCACUCUAGAACCGGAUCCGUGUGAAAAAUGUGGUGAUAACAAUGGCAACAAGGCGAGUCACGAUGCCUUCCCGCACCUCCGCUUCCUAAACCUGAACAAUACGGGUUUAUCGACUUGGGAUGAGGUGGAUCGACUGGCACAGUUUCCUGCUCUCAAGAGUUUGCGAGCGCAGGGCUGGCCACUAUGGGAGCGUUUCGAGUCGACAGAGCACGAGCGGCGGUUGUUGCUGGUGGCGCGGCUGCCGCACGUGCGGACCCUGAACGGCGGCGGCGCCGUGCCCGUGGAGGAGCGCGACGCCGCCGAGCGCGCCUUCAUACGGUACUACAUGGAGAAGCCCGAGUCCGACCGACCCGAUAGGUACUGGGAGUUGGUGGGCGUGCACGGCAAGCUGGACCCGCUGGUGUCUGUGGACCUGAGGCCCGAGAAGCGCGUUCAGAUCACCUUCCGCUGCGGCGACACCAGCGAAGUGCGCACCGUCGAUGUGUAUAGGUUAGUUCCUUUUUGAGAGGAUGCGGGAUCC